AUGGAUAUUUGGGAGUUUGGUGAUGAACUUGGUCGGAUGACAAAGGUCAGAAAUAUGAUGGCCACGGCCGGGAGAACGUCCAACAACCGGGUGGAGAACCUUUGCCCUUUGGAAACAACCAACUCCACUGCGGGCCGGAUUAGCUCCGACGGUUCUCGUCUUCCCACCGAAGGCAUGACCAAACGAAAGCGAUCCAAGCGCUAUCCCCGCAUGUUCGACCACCCACCCACGGAGGAAGAACACCUCGCCUACUGCCUCCUCUUGCUCUCCCGCGACACCGGCUCCUCCGCCGCGAUCAACCUCCGCUCUCAUUUUCUUCCGCCGAAUCUCGAACGCAAGUGUUCCGAAUGCGGAAAGACCUUCCCAUCCUACCAAGCCCUAGGCGGCCACAAAGCAAGCCACCGGAAACCCGAUUCCCUUGCCGCCGUCGCCCAGGUAGACGAUCACAUCUCCGUGGGAUCUCCUUCAACCUCAAUCGCCGGCGGGAAGAUCCACCAGUGCCUGAUUUGCCUCAAGGCAUUUCCAACUGGGCAGGCACUUGGAGGACACAAAAGAUGCCAUUACGACGGUACUAUUGGAAGCGCUGCCGGCUAUGGAUCCAGCGGAAGCGCGGCGACUUCAUGGGUGUCGGAGGUGAGGAGCGCCGGAAUUCGUAGGUUUGACUUGAAUGUGCCGCCGGUGCUGGAUUUCGGCGUUGAGAGCAAGCGGCGAUGGUGGGCGUUAGAUGAUGAGGAUGAGGUGCAAAGCCCUAUUUCGUAUAAGAGACCGCGUCUUCCCGUCACAGCUACUUAG
Molecule: messenger RNA, 792 nt
Organism: Dendrobium catenatum
Lineage: Eukaryota; Viridiplantae; Streptophyta; Magnoliopsida; Asparagales; Orchidaceae
Product: zinc finger protein ZAT10-like
Exons: 2
Coding region: 1-792 (263 amino acids)
Molecular function (GO): DNA-binding transcription factor activity
Source: RefSeq, a predicted model, not a curated record